AUGACGCGGGAUGCUGCGGGACCGAGCUCAUCCUCAAUGACCCCGAGCUUUCUUGAGUUUAUCCUGAUUGUAUCAGUGAUGCUGCUCGUCCCGGUUCAGCCAGUAUCCGCUCAUCCUCAAUGCCUGGACUUUGAGCCACCUUUUAAACCUCUGUGGCAUCUGGAGUUUUGUAAGCAGUACGAGACUUUUGGCUGCUGCGACCAGAAAACCGACAACCAGAUUGCAGAGAGAUACUGGGACAUUAUUGAUCAUUUGGACAUAGCGGAUUAUGAGCUUUGUGCAGAUAUGUUGAAAGAAGUCAUGUGUCAGGAGUGCUCUCCGUAUGCCGCCCACCUCUUUGAUGCUGAGGACCCGUACACACCUGUCCGAGAGCUACCUGGCCUUUGCUUUGGCUUCUGCUCUGAGUUUCACGGUAAAUGUCGCCAUGUGGUUAAAUAUUUAACUGAGAACCAGCUGCUGCAGAACACCUGUGAGCGAGACAUGUUAACAUUCUGCCACAUGGUCGACCUGUCCGACCAAGACUACUGCUACCCCAAUGUGCUGAAGACCCCCGACCUCACAGGCAACUUGGGGCAGGUGGUGGAGGACCCCAGAGGGUGUCUCCAGCUGUGCCUGACUGAAGUGGCCAACAAUCUCAGGAACCCUGUGUUGAUGCUGCACAGCAAUGACGACACGCACAGGAUGUUCAUCGCAGAGCAGGUGGGCUUCGUGUGGGUUUACCUGCACGAUGGAAGCCGGCUGGAGCAGCCCUUCCUGGACCUGACCGGGGAGGUGCUCACCACACCUUGGCUAGGGGAUGAGAGGGGCUUCCUGGGCAUGGCCUUCCACCCAAAGUACCAAGACAACGGACGCUUCUUCAUCUACUACUCCAUCCAGGUCAACAGUGGGCCGGACAAUAUCAGAGUCAGUGAGAUGAAGGUGUCUGCCUACGACAUGAAUAUGGCUGAUCCUUACUCCGAGAGGGUCAUUAUAGAGAUUGAGGAACCUGCUGCAAACCACAAUGGAGGCCAGCUGCUGUUUGGUCUGGAUGGAUAUUUGUACAUCUUCACUGGAGACGGUGGGAAAGCAGGAGAUCCGUUUGGGAAGUACGGCAAUGCACAAAACAAGAGUGCUCUCUUGGGAAAAGUCCUCCGCAUCGAUGUGGAUGGAAGUGACUCCGAUGGGAGGCAGUACAGGAUCCCCCCUGAUAAUCCAUUCCUUGGGGCCCCAGACGCCCGACCAGAGGUGUUUGCAUACGGCGUCAGAAACAUGUGGCGAUGCUCUGUGGAUCGAGGAGACCCGGUCAGUCGCUACGGCAGAGGUCGGAUAUUCUGCGGUGAUGUUGGUCAAAACCGCUACGAGGAGAUUGACAUCAUCGUGAAGGGAGGAAACUAUGGAUGGAGAGCCAAAGAGGGAUUUGAGUGCUAUGAUAUGAAACUGUGCCACAACUCAUCCUUGAAUGACAUCCUCCCUAUAUUUGCAUACAGCCACCAUGUUGGGAAGUCUGUGACAGGGGGAUAUGUGUACAGAGGAUGUGAAUCACCCAAUCUCAACGGCUUGUACAUUUUUGGCGACUUUAUGAGUGGGCGAAUCAUGGCUUUGGAGGAAGAUAAGACAACAGGAAACUGGAAAGAGAGGAGUGUGUGUAUGGGAGAAAUAAAGACGUGUUCUUUUCCUGGGCUCAUCAAUCAUCACCACAAGUUUAUCAUCUCAUUCGCUGAAGACGAAGCAGGCGAACUGUACUUUCUGGCUACCGCGUAUCCAAGUACUGAGUCACCUUUUGGAACCGUUUUCAAAUUCAUGGACCCAUCCAGGAGAGCUCCUCCGGGGAAAUGUAAGCAGAAGCUGCUGCCAGUUAAAGUGAGGGGGAAAAAGUUUCCUUUUGUGCCAAAGGAAUUGACCGUGCUGGACACAAAUGAAAAACCUACGAGACCACCACCAAGAAAAUUCAAACUCACCACCAAACCACCUGUGACGAGCAGCCAGGUCAAAACAACGACUGCAGACAGCACAACGACUGCAGACAGCACAACGACUGCAGCCAGCGCAACGACUGCAGACAGCGCAACGACUGCAGACAGCGCAACGACUGCAGAUAGCGCAACGACUGCAGCCAGCGCAACGACUGCAGAUAGCGCAACGACUGCAGCCAGCGCAACGACUGCAGAUAGCGCAACGACUGCAGACAGCGCAACGACUGCAGCCAGCGCAACGACUGCAGAUAGCGCAACGACUGCAGACAGCGCAACGACUGCAGCCAGCGCAACGACUGCAGCCAGCGCAACGACUGCAGCCAGCGCAACGACUGCAGACAGCACAACGACUGCAGACAGCACAACGAUGACGAGCACUGCUUUGAAACUGAAGUGGAAAUCAUUAGAUAAGAAAGCGAGGAAGAAAAAUAAGUUAAAACCACGGAAGAAAAGCAAAGUGCUGAACGAGCAGACGGCUGACACUCAAAUGGAGGACAACACUUUGAGACGGAAAUCCAAGAAACGAGGAGGGGGAAAAGAAAGAAGAAGAAAGAAGACAAGUGUGAUAAAGCCUGACAGCAACCAAGUAAACCUGAACUCCAAUCACACGGGCAUAGCUAGUUUAAAAGUUAACGCUUUAGAAACUCCCAUGAACCUGAAAGACAACACGGACCACACAAAGAAGAAGAUUCAUCGGAGGAAAGGUGCACGGAAGCAGACCAAACAUGAGAAGGACAGCAUAAUGUCCAAAGAACCUGCAAAUGACAAUAAUGCUUUCAUGAAUAAAACCAUUACAGACUGGACGAAAAGCAGCAAAACAAUGAGAAACCAACCUCAGGUAAAAAGCAACCCAGGAGGCACUGACAAAGGACUUUGA
Scomber scombrus (Atlantic mackerel) is the source of this 2829-nucleotide messenger RNA. RefSeq names its product HHIP-like 2 (gene hhipl2). The coding region runs from base 1 to 2829 and encodes 942 amino acids. The record is from RefSeq and is a predicted model, not a curated record. Lineage: Eukaryota; Metazoa; Chordata; Actinopteri; Scombriformes; Scombridae. The transcript is spliced from 9 exons.